AUGUCCUCGGACCAGCGGGGGACGCGAAGAAGAAGUGCGCGUCUUGCUUUCGAGGACGAGCAGCCCGAGCCAGCAGGGAAGAGGACGAAAACAGAUGCAAAUGGGACAAGUGGGAAGGGCACAUCUCGAGCAAAUGGCGCGACUACACAACCGAAGCGGACGAGGGCUGCAUACGAUGAAGAGGAUGAUGGCUUCCAGUUUACUCGAGGACGGACGACAAAAUCACGCGCUGCGCCAGCACAUAGACCUGAACCGAUUGCGGAAGAGCCAAAUUCAAAACCCGCCGGGGUGCCAUCAGCAAAACGCAAAAAGACCCCUGUAGCUGCGGCAGACCUACAACCUGCUCCGCGCAAAGAGCCAGCACGGCGGUCCUCACGAUUGUCCGGUGAAACCCUUCAAACUGUGCCGCCCAGGGCAGACCCAGAUCUAGAUCGACAGACGAAACGACCGAAGCAAAUACUCAGCAAGCAGCCUAUAUCAAAAGUCCCACAGACCUUCCUGGAUGCCAACGAUGAACGGGUAGAAUUUGUUGGUGCGAACGAGCCGGCACUCAAAGUAGCAAAGAAACGCUCACCGACAAAAAUCGCGUUACCGUCCACCGACACUCCCAUGAACAAGCGCAAUAAGGAAAUGCGGAAAGAAGGUGCCACGAGCAAUCGGAGGAGCAGCUCAGGCCUAAGGGGUCGACGUGCCAGUGCGCUGAUGGAGAGCGGGCAGUCCUCUGUUCCACACGAGCAAGUGCCCACAGACGACUAUUACAAGCAUAUCGACAUGGAUCUCAUAGAGCCCAAACGUAUGGCCCAGCUCUUGACAUGGUGUGCGUCAAAAGCGUUACUAGAGAAGCCGAGCGGAGCUGCAAAAGACCACAAUGCGAUUAUGGCUGCGCGGCAGAUUCAAAAAGAGCUACUAGACGACUUUGCUUCGAAACCAGCAAUGUCAAACUGGUUCAGCAGGCCGGACGACUCCCCUUCGACAAGCCUAGUGCGUAAGCCUAAUCCGAGGAACGUAGAGAACGCGGCACGACUGAAAGAUCUUGAAGCUGAGAUUGACAGACUUGAAGAACAAGAACGCGCGUGGAAGUCACUGACGCAGGCUUCUACCUCCUUGCCAGAACCUCCUACUCGUGAACGCCAGAAAGCCUCCGCAAACGUCCCUGAUAACAUCAACCCGAACGUGCUCGAUGAUCCCGUACAAUCCUCCAUCCUCGCCUCGCUAACUGGUGUACCGGUCGACUUACCUCCCGAACUUGCCCCGGUCUCAUUCGCACCAGACUCGACACCGACAGAUGUAUCUGCUCGACUCACGACUCUUUCACAAUCCUUAGAGCCUACCAUCGACGUGUUCGCGGAUGGUGUGCACAAGCUAUCGCAAUAUCGACAGACGGCCGAACGGGCGGCAGAGAAGAUCUUGAAUGGCACAGCUGAACGACUGGAGAAGAGGGAGCAAGAUGUAAAAGAGAAGGUCGGCACAAGCAAUAUUGGAACGGACGACGUUCUGCGGGCCCUGGGCGGCAUGUUGAACCGCCGGUGA
Messenger RNA from Pseudovirgaria hyperparasitica, 1530 nucleotides. RefSeq lists its product as uncharacterized. NCBI's taxonomy places the organism in Eukaryota, Fungi, Ascomycota, Dothideomycetes, Acrospermales, Acrospermaceae. Bases 1 to 1530 code for a protein of 509 amino acids. Gene Ontology annotation, biological process: mitotic sister chromatid segregation; cell division. Gene Ontology annotation, cellular component: MIS12/MIND type complex. The record is from RefSeq and is a predicted model, not a curated record. The transcript has 5 exons.